AUGCCAGAUCAUUCGGCGGCGUAUGUUGGCACAGCCUUCGUGGCCGGCGUCUGCUUGGCAUUCGCAUAUCAAGAAUUCUCACGUCCCAGCCAUGAGGAUAAUGUGACAGAGCAAAUAUCACCGACAAGUGGCCUCGUCGCCCGACCUGGCCCGCCCAGUAUUGUGGAAGGCAUUGAAGGCUGCAUUGGGAAUACCCCUUUAUUCCGGAUCAAGUCACUCUCAGAUGAAACGGGAUGUGAGAUUCUGGGCAAAGCAGAGUUUUUAAAUGGCGCCGGCCAGAGCUCAAAAGACCGAGUGGCACUAAGCAUGAUUGAGAUCGCAGAAGAACAAGGUAUCCUGACGCCCCAUUCAGGCGACACAAUCUACGAAGGGACGUCGGGAUCAACCGGUAUUUCACUAGCAACACUAGCCCGGGCCAAGGGCUACCUAGCACACAUGUACGCAUACGCCACCCUGGUGUCUCACCCAAUAACAAAACCACUACUAAUGCACAUGCAACCCAGCUGCCUGCCUUCCGACCAGGCAAUUGAAAAGUCCAACCUCCUCCUGAAACUCGGGGCAAUAGUGGACCGGGUUCCGCCAGCUCCAAUAGUGGAGAAAGACAACUUUGUCAAUCGCGCACGAGCACUGGCAAAGAUGCACACGGCCUCAUCGGGCAUCCCCUCUGCGUCAGCGGAAGAGCAAUCCGAUCUCCCCGCGGCAAACGACCGCAUGACCCGUGGCCGGGGCUUUUUCGCUGACCAAUUUGAGAACGAAGCUAACUGGCGCGCUCACUACCAAGGGACCGGCCCAGAGCUGUACGCCCAGUGCGGGGGCCGGAUUGAUGCGUUUGUAGCGGGCGCCGGCACGGGUGGGACCAUUUCUGGCGUCGCGAGAUUCUUGAAGCCCUUGCUGCCCAGACUUACCGUUGUGCUGGCUGACCCGCAGGGAAGUGGGCUUUUUAAUCGAGUGGUCUAUGGUGUUAUGUUUGAUGUGAAAGAGAGGGAGGGGACGCGCCGUCGUCGUCAGGUUGAUACCAUCGUUGAGGGGAUUGGGAUUAACCGUGUCACGGCGAAUUUCGAGGCUGGAAAAGAGAUGAUUGAUGAUGCGGUGCGUGUCACUGAUGCACAGGCUUUGGCUAUGGCUCGGUGGCUGGUUGAGAAGGAUGGGAUCUUUAUUGGGAGUAGCAGUGCAGUGAACUGUAUCGCAGCUGUCAAGACAGCGAGGAAGCUUGGCCCUGGUCACCGGAUUGUCACGGUACUCUCUGACUCUGGCUCACGGCAUCUGUCUCGGUUCUGGGCCAAGGCGGGUGAUGUCGGUGGUGCUGUUGAUACGAAACUUGAGGAUGUUAUGAAUGCACGGGACGAAGACUUUCAAUAG
Penicillium egyptiacum is the source of this 1359-nucleotide messenger RNA. The record is from the annotation of a GenBank genome assembly. NCBI's taxonomy places the organism in Eukaryota, Fungi, Ascomycota, Eurotiomycetes, Eurotiales, Aspergillaceae.